Messenger RNA from Drosophila sechellia, 2271 nucleotides. RefSeq names its product brickwall (gene brwl). The transcript has 4 exons. Lineage: Eukaryota; Metazoa; Arthropoda; Insecta; Diptera; Drosophilidae. Gene Ontology annotation, cellular component: nucleus; transcription regulator complex. Gene Ontology annotation, biological process: regulation of transcription by RNA polymerase II. The record is from RefSeq and is a predicted model, not a curated record. The coding region runs from base 298 to 1623 and encodes 441 amino acids. Gene Ontology annotation, molecular function: DNA binding.
GCCGCCGAUUCCCGAGCGCCGUGCACCGUCGACUCGACCGCGAGUUUUCGAAUUCAACAUUUUUGAACGUUACGUCAGUCGUCGUCGGUCGCUGCAGCAGCAGCAACAAAAAUAUUUUUGGCGCCGUUUUAUUUGUGUGCCGUGUAUCGUGUCGUUUUGAAAUCGCUGCGAGCAAGGAGUUGUCGAGUUUUGAAAUCGCCUCUUCAACAGGAGUUUUUUUUUGUAAUCCAACGAGCUGCCAAUUUCAACGAAUACCAACCAAAAGUGGCUCUGUGAGGUACGAUACCGCCAACGAAUAUGACCACCUCAACGCGCAGCAGCAGCAACACAAAUAGCAGCAACAACCACAGCAGCGAGCACGAGGAGCGAACCGCCAACGGCACCAACGCCUACAACCACCACAGUCCGACGGGUUCGGGAUCGGGAUCCGGAACAGCAGGCGCCUCCAUUGGAUCCACCAACCGAGUGAUGCAGGCGGACGAGGACUUCAACAUCCGAUUCGUCAACCUGGUGCGCACCCACAAGUGUCUCUACGACAAGAAGGUGCCCGAGUACCGCAACAGGGAUAACCAGGAAAAGGCUUGGGUGCUUAUAUCAAAGGAGACAAGAGAAAGCGUGAUCCAUUGCAAGGAGCGAUGGCGAAACCUUCGCGCCUGCCUCUCCCGCUACAUAAAGCAGCAAUCCGGUUCGGAGCCGCAGCACAAGCCAUACUACCUGACCGAGCACAUGGCGUUCCUACUGCCCUUCCUGAAGUCCAGCCGUAACUCCUUGGAGGGGAACAACAGUCUGGCCACUCUGUACCAGAUGUCCCAGCAGCACCUGCAGCAUCAACCAUUUCUCCUGCACCCAGCACUCCAUGAGACCGAUGAGCACAAGUACUGCGCCAACACUAGCAUCAAUAAUAAUAAUAACAACAUCUCCAAUAAUGGCGAGAGUAUGGAGGUCUUGGAGAUGAAGUACUCGAUUUCGGAGAAGGACGAUGAGGAGACCAUCGACGCCUUUGAUCCCGCGGUCACCAACACCCUGGGUAUGAAUCGUACUUCGUCCACGCCCACACGCCUUUCCGCCCUUCAAGGAGGCGGAGGCAACUCACCGGCCAGAAGCGAUACCGCUAGUGCGGAUAGCAUGAAGAACUUCAUUCCGGAUGUGCAGCUGGCCGAGACGGGUUCGCAACUCAUCUACAGCGAUGGGGGACAUGGCACACCACCGCCCCUGCACUAUCACCCGCACUCGCAUCCACAUCCUUUGACAUUGUCCAUGGAACACCACCCAGCAUCAUACGAACCGGGCAGCACGAAAAGAAUCAAGACGGAAUGCGAGGCCACCAGCACGAUGACGAAUGCAGGAAGUAUUUACGGCGGACUGAGUUCGUCGGAAGUAGCGGACAUGGAGUUCUUCCGCAGCAUUCUCCCAGAUCUGGCGAAUCUCACUCCACAGCAGCGUCGCAAGUUCAAGAUUGGCAUUCUGGAGCUGAUUGACGACGUUGUAACCCGAUAUCCCGCCCAGGAUCACAGCAACGGAGGAGGAGUAUCUGGCGUACUCAACGGAAGUGGCGGUAGCAGCAAUGGGGGAUCUGUAAAGCAUCAAAGGCGCAGCUCUGGACGCGAUUGGAGGAAACAAUAAAGGAAUAGAAAAUUUAGCGGAAAGUCACUAAUCCUUAACUAGGGAUAGGAUAAGUUUAGUUAGAAGCUUAAGGGGGAUCUGAAGCUGGAAUGGGUACUAAUUCGAACCAGAGUUACUUCAGUCCGCUCACUGUUAAUGUGUUGUGUCUACUCGAUAAGAUGGGUAUGUUUUUAAAGGCCUUAAAUUCUUUCAUGUCUACGAAUUGUUUCGAUUUUGACCAACCUUUAAGAAUGGUCCAUUUACAAAGAGCUACAAAUACUUUCAUGACAAUUUAAAAAAAUAUAUGUAUAUUUGAACAACUAAUAGAUACAUUUUAAGCUAUUCCAAACUACAAAUUUUACGGGCUAUUCCGAAAUCGAACACAUUUCAAUGAACAAGAAGUAACGAGGCCUCCUCUCCUUAUAAGCCAUUUAGUUCUUACGAAGCAGUUAAGGAAUUGUGAAAAUAGAUUUCAAGAUUUUAGAAAAUGGCUGCUUCGAAAAUAUGUUAGUUUAAGGACGCUGUAUAUAUGUAUGCUGCUAUUGAAGCCUAAACUAUAGAAUCUGUGUACAAAUGAAUUUCCGCUUAGGUAAACAAAGAGGGAUAAAGAUAUAAAUCGAUAUCAAACUGCUGUGUGUAAUAAUAAACAAGUGAAAGUAUGGAAAAUUA